GAACAGACCUAACUUAAUCUACUCCUUCCUUAUAGCCAUUAUACAACGUGCUCGUCAAGUCCAAAAAAAUAAUAAGAAACCACGAAAUGCACCGGCCAAUGUCAAGCCAUAAACCUCUUGUAAAAAUUCAAAAAAUCGCUUUAUACCAGGAGGUAUCUCCCUUCAAUCGAUAUCUCUCCCCAACCACAAAAAUGAUUCUGUCACACAUGGUCUGUCCUUUGCUCUCUACUGGACCGAACGUUUUGAUAGUCAUGUACAAACCGAAAAUGGGAACUGUACGCUGCAUUCAAGCUACAAUAUACCCCCAGAGUAAAUAGAAACAUCAUGGAACAACACCAUAGCAGGGAAGAGGAUGCUGCAAACUAAAUAAAUCCUAAAAUGACAUGACUUGGAUGAUCACCCGAUCAACG
Messenger RNA from Umbelopsis ramanniana AG, 410 nucleotides. RefSeq lists its product as uncharacterized. The transcript has a single exon. The record is from RefSeq and is a predicted model, not a curated record. Lineage: Eukaryota; Fungi; Mucoromycota; Umbelopsidomycetes; Umbelopsidales; Umbelopsidaceae. The coding region runs from base 87 to 317 and encodes 76 amino acids.